ACCUCACUCACGCGUAGCAUUAAUCUAGAUGGCUGACUAAUUUAUUAAUCACAUAUACAUAGAAGAUUCGACCUUGGAAAUAUGACAGUUGGUCAGCUGAAAACUUUGUCAUUUUUUUCUUUCAUAGUUAUCUCCUUUGCCAACCAUAGCUAAAGUUUGCUAACUAACAAAACACGUUUUCUUUUUUGAAAGAGUCGAAUAAGUUCACCCAAGCUGUGAUGUACAAACUGGGAGGUGUUCUUCCUCGGAAAAUUCAAGGAAGUGUUUUGUAGUUCUCAGUUUUUAAUUGCUACAAACAGUCAACUUUCGAUCGGCGGACAGGAUCUACAGGAAAACUAACUGGAAUUGAAUUCAAAUAUAUAUAUAUAUUCCUUUACUGGAAAUCAAGCACUGGGACUCAUCCACUGAAUGCCGAAACACAGAUCAAGCUGGUUCCUUUGCUUCAGUUCUACCAGGAAGAAAUACUUUCUACAAGACAUAAAUUCCAUGUGUGUCUAUGGGGUGUGAAUUCUUUUAUCAAUAUAUGAAGCGGGCAUUGCAUAUUUAGGACACGCAAAAUGGAUGUGGAUGACCUGUUCUUUGUAAAUCCAUGUGGAUGACAGAACCUCUGGUUUUAAAGAAAGCUGCACGGUACUUGUGUUCAUCACUACAUUUUCUUUCUACGGCUCGAUGGAUAUAUGGUCAAAUAGCUGACUGUAAUGUAGCCUGGCUGUAAUUCGCUACACAACAAGCACUCCCCAUUCGCCAUUUAGGCUGUUUUAAUUGCGAUUUUGCAACCGGACUGUCCAAUAUAGUAGCCAGCUAAAUGUAGUUUACAACUAUUUUGGCAGGGCAGUGUCCUCAUAAUAUUUCGGCUGCUAUGGCAUUUUUAAAUGGGCCCAGGCUAUUGGACUGGGCGAAUUCACCUCCACAUCUUCAAUUCAACAAAUACGUCCUGACCGGCUACCGACCGAUCUCUUCAGUGCAGGACUGUAUCCGAAGUCUAUUCUACCUGCACAACGAACUCGGAAACAUUUACACACAUGGAAUCCCACUUCUCUGCUUCCUGGUCCUGCUCCCCCUCAACAUCCCGUGGUCCCAGAUCAGUGUGACGUGGCUGGGCGUGGUGCACUUCCUUGCCUGCCUGUCCCCCCAGCUGGGCUCGGUGCUCUACCACCUCUUCAUGAACCACGAGGGCGGCGAGCCUGUUUACCACACCCUGCUCACCCUCGACAUGUGCGGCAUCUGCAUGAUCAACACGCUGGGAGCUCUGCCCAUUGUGUACAGCACGUUGCUGUGCUACCCCUUCACGCGCACGGUGGCCCUGCUGGUGUACAUCCUGCUCUCCAGCUACGCCAUCUACUGCGCCAUCACGGCCCGCAGCAGCGUGCGGAGGCUGCGCUCCUUCGCCUGGCAGGCCCUCUUCCGCUUCUCCUUCUUCCUGCUGCGUGGGGCCGGCGUGGGCGGGGGCAGCCCCACCUCGCUCAGACACUUCCUCACCAUGGAUACGCUGGCCCUCCUGGGGGGCAUCAUCAACGUGUCCCGCAUCCCCGAGCGCUUCCGGCCCGGCCUCUUUGACUACUGGUGCAACAGCCACCAGAUCAUGCACGUGCUGGUGGUGGGCUCCAUACUGUACCUGCACUGGGGCGUGCUGGACGACCUGCUGUGGAUCAACAGCUACCACUGCCCCCGGGACUGA
Conger conger (European conger) is the source of this 1678-nucleotide messenger RNA. It is a transcript of the gene paqr4a, whose product is annotated as progestin and adipoQ receptor family member IVa. Gene Ontology annotation, molecular function: signaling receptor activity. The transcript has 3 exons. Gene Ontology annotation, cellular component: membrane. NCBI's taxonomy places the organism in Eukaryota, Metazoa, Chordata, Actinopteri, Anguilliformes, Congridae. Bases 860 to 1678 code for a protein of 272 amino acids. The record is from RefSeq and is a predicted model, not a curated record.